This is a messenger RNA of Diaporthe amygdali, 1014 nucleotides long. RefSeq names its product phosphoadenosine phosphosulfate reductase. Gene Ontology annotation, cellular component: cytoplasm. The transcript has a single exon. Lineage: Eukaryota; Fungi; Ascomycota; Sordariomycetes; Diaporthales; Diaporthaceae. Bases 1 to 1014 code for a protein of 337 amino acids. Gene Ontology annotation, molecular function: phosphoadenylyl-sulfate reductase (thioredoxin) activity. The record is from RefSeq and is a predicted model, not a curated record.
AUGGGCAACUACUCCCACUCAGAUUCAUCCGUGUCCUCUCUGGGCUCCUCGCCUCGCUUGAGCGCCCUCGACACGAAAUCCGACACACAAUCAUCAUCGUCAUCAACCGAAGACGUUGAGUCCGGCUACGCAUCCGCAACAUCAUCCACAAUGACGCUGCCAGCCGUGACCUUCACACCCUACCACCUGAAGUGGCUGAACAGCCAGCUGGAGAACAUGCACCCCAUGGACAUCCUACGCUUCGUCAAGGUCCUCUUCCCCAACCUCUACCAAUCAACGGCAUUCGGCCUCACGGGGCUCGUCACGCUGGACAUGCUGUCCAAGUUGCAAAAGGAGAACCCCAGCUCCCAGAACGUCGACAUGAUCUUCCUCGACACACUGUACCACUUCAAGGAGACCCACGAGCUCAUUGACCGGGUGCGGGCGAAGUACCCCAACGUCAAGCUCCACAUCUUCAAGCCAGACGGCUGCGACACGGUGGAGGAGUUCGAGGCCACAUACGGCGAGAAGCUGUGGGAGGUUGCUUCCGAGAUGUACGACUGGUACGCCAAGGUGGAGCCGCAGCAGCGGUCGUACACGGAGCUCAACGUCGCCGCCAUCCUGACGGGCCGGCGGCGGUCGCAGGGCGGGCAGCGCGACCAGAUCCCCGUGAUCGAGGUCGACGACGAGCGGGGCGUGGUCAAGAUCAACCCCAUGGUGAACUGGAGCUUCGACCAGGUGCAGCAGUACGUCAAGGAGAACGACGUGCCCUACAACGCGCUCCUGGACCAGGGGUACAAGUCUGUCGGCGACUGGCACUCGACGUCCCCCGUCAAGGCGGGCGAGGACGAGCGGGCCGGCCGGUGGAAGGGCCAGAACAAGACCGAGUGCGGCAUCCACAACAAGAAGUCCCGCUACACCCAGUACCUCGAGGAACUCGAGCGCAAGCGCAAGGAGGAGGAGCUGGCCCAGGCCUUCCAGAAGAACUCUGGGCGGCAGGCCGCAGCCUCGCCCGCCGUUCAAGUCUCGUCAUAG